AUGCGAACUGUUCACAGUACAUGGCCAGUGAUUUUAGUGCCAUAUAAUUUUCCACCAUGGAUGUGCAUGAAACAAGAGUUCUUCAUUCUGUCCUUACUUAUUCCUGGACCAAAACCGCCUGGAAAUAAUAUUGAUGUCUUUUUGCAACCUCUAAUAGAAGAGUUAAAUGAAUUAUGGGAUGUUGGUGUAGGAACGUACGAUGCCUCUACUAAGGAGAUACUUCAAAUGCGAGCAGCUCUCAUGUGGACGAUAAAUGAUUUUCCAGCAUAUGGUACUCUCUCUGGAUGGUGCACUUAUGGUAGAUUUGCAUGCCCUUCUUGUAAUAUAAACACUCAAUCUAGAAGGCUCAAACAUGGCAGAAAGUUUUGUUACAUGGGGCAUCGUCGCUUCUUGAAGUCAGGAAACAAAUAUCGGAAUGAUGCAAAAUCAUUUGAUGGGACUAAAGAAACAAGAUCUGCACCUUGUCCAGUAAUUGGUUCAGUAGUGCUGAAUCAAGUUAAAGAUAUAAAAUUUACUCUUGGCCAGUCAAGUGAAGCGUCUAAAGACAACAUAGAGGCUCGAUUGGACUUGAAGGAGAUGAAAAUAAGACCAAGCUUUUGGCCUCAGUACCGAGCUAGUGGUAGAGCAUAUCUUCCUCCUACUUUUUUCACAAUGUCUCCGAUGGAAAAGGAGUUAUUUUAUGAAGUACUACAAAAUGCCAAGUUUCCAGAUGGCUAUGCGUCUAAUAUCUUAUGUUGCUUUCGCAAACGAAAGAUAUCUGGGCUAAAAACUCAUGAUUGUCAUGUUUUAAUCAAGAACUUCUUCCUCUUACCUUGCGGAGAUCGCAAAGAGAUAAAACUAGAAGAGUUAAAGUUACUUGAAGAAAAAAUUCCAGAAACAUUGUCUACUAUGGAGAAACUCUUCCUCCCAGGAUUCUUUACUAUUAUGACACACUUGGUAAUUCACUUGGCAAUUGAGGCUAAACACGCGGGGAUAGUAAAUUAUCACUGGAUGUACCCAAUUGAGAGGUUUUUGGGUACUUUAAAAUCAUAUGUUCGUAAUCGUGCAUAUCCAGAAGGUUCAAUAGCAGAAGCAUACAUAGAAAAUGAGUGUAUGGCAUUUUGCUCACGAUAUUUGGAGGGUGGAGAUUCAAGGUCUUAUUGUUCAAGAAAAUGCAGUGAUGAGAUUGAGCAUGAGACUAGUAAAGAAGAAUGUCUUUUUCGUACUGUUGGGAAGUCGUACGGUGGAGUAGAUGUAUUUGAGUUGGAUGAGAAAACAUGGUUGCAAGCACAUCGUCAUGUGCUUUUCAAUUGCGAGUCAGAAGUCGUCGAGAAUUAUAAAAAGGAAAAUAUUGCUGAAAUCAAAAGAGCACAUCGUAAGCGUCGUUUGACACAACAUCAACUUGACCGUGUGCAUUUCGGUACAUUCCAUGAGUGGUUCAAAGAGCAAGUAAAGGAGUUGGAAGCUACAUCUAACAUCUUAAAGGAUGUUAAAGUCCUUGCACGAGGGUCGAGUUACAUUGAAAAAAGAUUUAGUGUAUUGAAUGAUAUUGUGGAGUUAAACUACUAUGAAAAAUUUAAGGUUAUCUUAUUUAAGUGUGAUUGGGUUGAUGUAACCAAAGGUAGAGGAAUUAAGGAAGACGACUUGGGUUUCACACUUGUGAAUUUCUCACACCUGACAGACUCUGGCGAUCGAGAACGUCAUGAGCCCUUUAUUUUUACAGAACAAGCUCAACAAGUAAUAUUUGUGCAAGAUCCUCAAUAUCAUGAAUGGUUUGUCCCUAGGUUAAUUAAACCUCGAGACAUUUUUAAUAUUGAGUCAUCAACGCAAAGUGAUGCCACUGACUUAGCUCUUUUAGAAAAUGCUCGUGUUCUAGAAGAUGAGUAUAAUGAUUGGGUAAGAAGUGGUAUCGAUGGAAUAGUAAUUGAUACAAACGUACAUUCUCAAGCUUCUCUAAAUGAUGGUGAAGUUAAUGUUGAGGGAGGAAAUGACAUAUAA
Nicotiana attenuata is the source of this 1977-nucleotide messenger RNA. RefSeq lists its product as uncharacterized. The transcript has 7 exons. NCBI's taxonomy places the organism in Eukaryota, Viridiplantae, Streptophyta, Magnoliopsida, Solanales, Solanaceae. The coding region runs from base 1 to 1977 and encodes 658 amino acids. The record is from RefSeq and is a predicted model, not a curated record.